UUUUUUAUUUUCAAACAAAAAAGAUUAAGAAAAUAUAUAUACUUAAUGCAAUAACAAAUUCGUAGACAACCAGUAAUUUAUAAAUAGUCUCACCGUAGCCACCUCUGCCCAGACGCUCCACCUCAACUUGUCGCUUCCUCCGCCACCGGUUCUGAUUGUGCAAAUCAAAGCGUAAUCUUUGUUCUCACUUCAUUGAGAAAUCAACUUGAUGGCUGGAAAAGGGCAUAAUCCACCAGGUUUAGAGGGACGUUAUCUCCGGAGACCUGAAUCGAUACGACAUGGUCUAUUUCCUCCCAGCCAUCGACAAUUGGACCGACUUCCUCCUUCAGAUCUCUUGGAGAAUAAGAUUGCUGCACAGGCAGCUGAAAUUGAACAACUAGCAGGGGAUAAUCAUAGAUUGGCUGCUAUACAUAUGGCCUUGAGGCAGGACCUUGUUGAUGCACAACAGGAGGUGAAACGACGCAAGGCCCACAUUAGAAGCAUACAGACUGAAAGUGAUAUCCAGAUGAGAAUGUUACUAGAUAAGAUUGCAAAAAUGGAAGCAGAAAUUAGGCUUGGUGAUAAUGUGAAGAAGGAGCUGAGACAAGCACAUAUGGAGGCACAGAGCUUGGUCAAAGCCGGACAAGACCUGACUACCCAAAUCCAAGAAGCCUCUAAGGAGUUACAGAAGGUUCGUACUGAUGUUAGUAUUAUACCAGAUUUGCAAGCUGAGCUUGAAAAUCUGAGGCAUGAAUAUAAGAGACUGCGAGCAAUGUUUGAGUAUGAGAAAGGUUUAAACAUAGAGAAGGUGGAGCGGCUGCAAGCAAUGGAACAAAAUCUAAUCAGGAUGGCCAGAGAACUGGAGAAGUUGCAUGCUGGGGUUUUGAAUGCUGAAAAAAAAGCCCAUGCACCAAACCUAUAUGGUGGUGGCUAUGUGACUCGUAAUCCUUCAUGCUCAUUCCCUAUACAACGCGGUGCUGCCUCUGUUGAUUCAUAUGGAAGGCAUCUUGUUCAUACAAGAGUUGGACCAGCAGUAAAUGGGACAAUACCAUAUGAUAAUGGUAAUAAUGCAGCAAUCAUUUGUGGGAUUGGCGGUUCAGCUGUGUCUAGUGCUGGUGGUGUCGCUCCCUUGGGAGGUUCUUGUGAUCCAUCACUUGCUGAGAAAUGAACUGGAUAUGUUUCCCAUUAAAGGCUGUUAACAGGUUUUGUACCUAGCAUCAUGGGCUUAUUAAUUGCAGUCCUUGUUUCUCCAUAACUUGCUAGGAGGUGAAUUGGAUGAAGCUUCAUUAGAUGCUGUUUUAAUACUUUUUUGACUUUGUCCAAUGCUCUCAUUUCUAAGAUGCAUUUGGUCGAGGUUAAUAGUUUUGUGUAAAUGAAAGGUUAGUUGCUUUCUUUUCAUUAGUGCUAGUGACAUACACUGAAGAAAUGUUAUCAGUGAAAUGUUUUGGCUCACAUUUGUAUCCCAUAGUAUAUCAACAGGUUAUUAAGAAAUUGGAGUGGAACCCUUUGCUUUGACUAUCA
This is a messenger RNA of Ricinus communis (castor bean), 1500 nucleotides long. Its product is annotated as protein FLX-like 4. NCBI's taxonomy places the organism in Eukaryota, Viridiplantae, Streptophyta, Magnoliopsida, Malpighiales, Euphorbiaceae. The record is from RefSeq and is a predicted model, not a curated record. The coding region runs from base 209 to 1147 and encodes 312 amino acids. The transcript is spliced from 4 exons.